AUGACCUUCACACCAACCCGAAUUUUGAUCUUUGGCGGGACCGGCACCAUCGGCUCCUACAUCACGACGUCCCUGCUCCGUGCCCAGCCCCCGUUCCCUCAAAUCACGCUCUUCACCUCCCCCGGGACCGCCGAAAAGAAGGCAUCUCAGAUCGCGAAAUGGAAGUCGGAUGGUCUCUCGGUCAUUGUUGGUGACCUAACUUCAUCCGCCGACGUCAAGUCCGCAUAUCAGUCUUCCCAAGCAGACACAGUCAUCUCAGCAGUUGGGCGCGGAGGUCUUCAGCACCAGAUCGAACUGCUGCGUCUGGCUGAGGAGUCCAACACUGUCCAGUGGUUCUUGCCGAGCGAGUAUGGCACUGAUAUUGAGCACAACGACAAGAGCCCUGAUGAGAAGCCCCACCAGUUGAAGCUCAAGGUGCGGAAAUACAUUAGAGACGAGCUAAGGAGGGUCAAGGUGACAUAUGUGGUCACUGGGCCGUAUUUCGAUAUGUGGGUUGACACGGCUCCUGGUCUGGAGUCUGCUGGCGGCUUCAAGCCUGAGGAGAAGAAGGCGUGGAUUAUUGAGGAUGGAGAGGGCAAAAUUGGCUUUUGCACCAUGUGGGAUGUGGGCAAGUUCGUUGUUGGAACUCUCCGUCAUCCCGAGGAGUCUUUUGGGAAGGCCCUCAAGGUCCAAAGCUUCAUUGUUUCGCCCAACGAAGUUCUGGCCGAGUAUGAGAAGCAGACUGGCGCCAAGUGGGAGGUCACCAAGACGCCCCUGGAUGACCUCAAAUCUUUGGAAACUGACUUGUGGGCAAAAGGCAAUCCUAGGGCGACCAGUGCCACACUCCGACGGAUCUGGGCUGAAGGGGGGACUUUGUAUGAAAAGAACGACAAUGAUGUGUUGAAUGUGGAAGGUUUGGAUUCCUUGGCAGAUGCUGUGAAGCACGCGCUCGCAGGAGGGUACAAGGCCGAUACCUUUUAG
Podospora anserina S mat+ is the source of this 960-nucleotide messenger RNA. RefSeq lists its product as uncharacterized. The coding region runs from base 1 to 960 and encodes 319 amino acids. The transcript has 2 exons. The record is from RefSeq and is a predicted model, not a curated record. Gene Ontology annotation, molecular function: oxidoreductase activity. Lineage: Eukaryota; Fungi; Ascomycota; Sordariomycetes; Sordariales; Podosporaceae.